Messenger RNA from Ornithorhynchus anatinus (platypus), 3407 nucleotides. RefSeq names its product mitogen-activated protein kinase 9 (gene MAPK9). The record is from RefSeq and is a predicted model, not a curated record. Bases 305 to 1579 code for a protein of 424 amino acids. Gene Ontology annotation, molecular function: ATP binding; JUN kinase activity. The transcript is spliced from 12 exons. Gene Ontology annotation, cellular component: cytoplasm; nucleus. Gene Ontology annotation, biological process: protein phosphorylation; JNK cascade. Lineage: Eukaryota; Metazoa; Chordata; Mammalia; Monotremata; Ornithorhynchidae.
CGGCCGCUGAGGGGAGGGCACCGCCAUCGCCACCGGAAGGGAAGGGACGGACUCCUUCUCUGCCUCCCUCCCUCCCUCCCUGCCUCCCUCCCUGCCUUCGUCCCUCCGCCCCUCGUCCGUCAGUCCGUCCCCCGCCCGGUCGGUCCCCGCGCCCUGCAGCGGCGGCUCUGAGCCCGGCCGGCCCCGACCCUGGGGCCGAGGCCCCGACAGCGAGCAGCCGGCGGCGGCGGCGGCGGCGGCGGCGGCGGCGGGAGGAGCUUGACAGCUGGUGGCAGGUCCUUGGAAAACCACGUGACAAUACAUCAUGAGUGACAAUAAAUGUGAUAGUCAGUUUUACAGUGUGCAAGUGGCAGAUUCAACCUUCACGGUGUUAAAACGCUACCAGCAAUUGAAGCCAAUAGGAUCAGGAGCACAGGGCAUUGUUUGUGCUGCAUUUGAUACCGUCCUUGGAAUCAAUGUAGCGGUAAAGAAACUGAGUCGUCCCUUUCAGAAUCAAACUCAUGCCAAGAGAGCUUAUCGAGAACUUGUUCUGUUAAAAUGUGUCAAUCAUAAAAAUAUAAUUAGUUUGUUGAAUGUAUUCACACCACAAAAAUCUCUAGAAGAAUUUCAAGAUGUGUAUUUGGUUAUGGAAUUGAUGGAUGCUAACUUGUGCCAGGUUAUUCAUAUGGAAUUGGACCAUGAAAGAAUGUCUUACCUUCUUUAUCAGAUGCUUUGUGGAAUUAAACAUCUCCAUUCAGCCGGGAUCAUCCACAGAGAUUUAAAACCCAGCAACAUAGUAGUAAAAUCAGACUGCACUCUCAAGAUCCUUGAUUUUGGCUUGGCCAGGACAGCGUGUACGAAUUUUAUGAUGACUCCAUAUGUAGUAACAAGAUAUUACCGAGCACCAGAAGUUAUCCUUGGAAUGGGUUACAAAGAAAAUGUGGAUAUCUGGUCUGUUGGGUGCAUUAUGGCAGAAAUGGUCCUCCAUAAAGUCCUGUUUCCAGGAAGAGACUAUAUUGAUCAGUGGAAUAAAGUUAUUGAACAAUUAGGGACACCAUCAACCGACUUCAUGAAGAAGCUACAGCCUACUGUGAGGAAUUAUGUAGAAAACAGACCCAAAUAUCCUGGUAUCAAAUUUGAAGAGCUUUUCCCAGAUUGGAUAUUCCCAUCAGAAUCGGAAAGAGACAAAUUGAAAACCAGUCAAGCUAGAGAUUUGUUAUCCAAAAUGUUAGUAAUAGAUCCCGACAAGCGAAUCUCUGUAGACGAAGCCUUACGGCAUCCAUAUAUAACAGUCUGGUAUGACCCUGCAGAAGCAGAAGCACCACCACCUCAAAUCUAUGAUGCCCAGUUGGAGGAAAGAGAGCAUGCUAUUGAAGAAUGGAAAGAAUUAAUAUACAAAGAAGUAAUGGACUGGGAAGAAAGAAGCAAGAAUGGUGUGGUAAAAGAUCAAUCUUCAGAUGCAGCAGUGAAUAGCAACACCACCCCGUCCCAGUCAUCCUCUAUCAAUGACAUUUCAUCCAUGUCAACAGAGCAGACGUUGGCAUCCGACACGGACAGCAGCCUCGACGCCUUGACAGGACCCCUAGAAGGUUGUCGAUGAUCCGUUAGACAUUGCAGACUUAAAGUUGGAAAAGGACUCUUGCUUCCUUUGGGCCUGAAUCGCUUGUAAGUUAAUGGAAACCGAGUAGAGAAAUUCCAUGUCCUGCAUGUCCUAGUAACGCAAUGCCUGUGCUCUUACUCAGUUGUAAUACGAUUGCCCGCUUAAUGUUGUAGAAUGAAAGCAAAGUCUAGAAAAAAACACAGUGGCAACUAAGGCCAGUCGCGAACCCUUUCGUUUGAGCUUAUUUCAGGUGAGCAGUUCCAGUAGAUGACCGCAAAAUAACAGGUCCUGGUGACCACAGUAGCCAGUGUCGGGGAGGGGUUCUAUCUGGCCAACGUCUGAAUUGGCCACAUCUGAGUUCAGAAGAUUGCGAUGCUCUAUUUGGUAGGUUCACUUUCCCGGAUUCUCCUCUCUUAGGAUUCAGAGAUCACGUGUCUUUCCAGAUUGUGCUUUGAGGAAACUUUCUCAAGCCACAUAAAUACCAGCGUUCAUUAGAGCGUGCGUCACCAAAUGUAUUUGGCUCUCGGGGCGUCGAAAUAUUUAAAUUUGUUUUGAUGCACGACUCAAUUUUGUCUUUAUGGGGCUCUCUGAUAUUUUGGCUGAGUUAAAAUAUCUUAAUACAUACAUACAUAUAAACUUGUAUGUUCUUCAUUAUCAAACCAAAGCAUUUGCAGAGGCCCUACUUUAGAUUCUCUUCUAAAUUCUUUUAGCUCUGGGAAGAUUCGAAUUUUGGACACGGUGACAUGCUAAAAAUGAAUUUCUGCUAACCCACAAUCUCAUCCAUGUCCCAUUUUUUCAAAAUUCUGCCUCGAUUUCCAUAUUUUCACUUUUCAUUAAUUUUCACACUUAAAACCAGCGGCACUCUGUGGAAACUGUAGUUCAUCAAAAUUAAGUCUCCCUUCCGCUUAUUUCUAACAGUGGGACCUGAUAUAGAGAUUUUUAUAUCCACCUAUCCAGUGCCAGUGCUGAAAAUCCACUUUUUAAGUCUCUUAUUUUUCAAGGUAAGGUUGCGGACAGACUUUUUUCCCCAUCUGAAAUUAGUGGUGAACUCAAAUGAAUCCUAGAGUAUUAAUCUAGGGUCAUCCUAUUUCUUGGGUUACAGAUUGUGGUGUCCAGAUUAACUGCCAGUCUGUUUUUUUAUGUUAUGGUGGCAAUUUGCUUUUUUGAAAAGGCCUAAGAAAGGAGCCAUUCUGCCAAUACAAGCCACUCCAUGCCUUCAUUCCUCAGGUGUCUUGUGAAGGUCUUUAGAAAGCUUUAUCCCUUGUGAUUAGCAAAGUGAGAUCAGUGAUCAUUUUUGGUGGAGGGGAUCAUGAGAUAAAGAAAAACUGGUUCAGUAUUCUGUAAUGUGUCUCCAUUGCUCACUGGAAAAGAGCACCGAUUUUUUCCCCCAUUUGUAUCGGUUGGAUACGUCGAUAUACUGAGUAGCUGUAGGGUAUUGCAAAAAUGGAGCAUUCAGACCAUUUAAAUUUCAGCUCUGCUAACAAUGUCUUUUGCACCUCAAGAACUUCUUAUGUUAAGUCAUUUUGAAAACUCUAGUAUUCUAGUGGAUGUAUUUUGGGAAGGUGUUGGAUUUAAAUAGCUUGUCAAAGUACGAUGUCAGAACGGCACUGUCUGUAACAUUUUGUCAAGUCAUUCAUCUUGUCAUUGGAAUUUGGAAAACUGUUUGGUGCUAGACCAAGAAAGCAAGUUUGGGUUAUUAUUUGAUGAAAGAAAAUGGUUUUCUACUGAACAUUGUGAACCAGACAAAUUUAACUAGAAAAUACAGAUAUGGUGUUAAGAUUCUGGUAAAGAACUGUAGUAAAAAAAUUUUCUCCUUUGGUGCCCUAAA